AUGUACCUUAGUAGCAAUGGGGCAGUGGCCAUAGGGGAAGCAGAAGAGGAGUGGGAAUGGCUGUACUGGUUGUGGAAAGGUACUGUCACUUGCCAUGAAGAUAGAAUGACAGUGGAGUUUUCAAGCGAUCUUGGCACUGAGAAAUGGCAUGCAUCUGUGAUGGAUUCCUUUGGUCUUGAAAUGCUGAAUUGCACUUAUGUCCUCAACCCAGAAGAGCGCACCCUACGAGCCCCCUAUGAGACCUGUACCAGCAGAGUGCUUGGUCAGCACCAGAUGACCAUCAGGUUCAUGGACAACAGUGCUGCUAUGGGACGCAAGGCUUUCAUGUAUCAGGUCAGCUGUCCAGCUGUGCCGGCAGGAGGAGCCCAGGAGCACCCAGGAUCUACCCUGUGCACGAAGGAUUUCAUGUCUUUUCCCUUUUAUGGUGUUCCUGGCAUGGCUGAUGAAAAUACGCAGCAGAUGGGAUGGAGCAUUGAGGUUGGUCAUGGUGCAGGAGCCCAAACUCUGACCCUUCUGGAGGCCAUGGUGCAAGGAUAUAACAUCCUGAUUGACGACUACAAGAUGACCGUGCAAGUGCCAUUCAAUGCCACCGGAGUGAAUCGCUACGCGCAAGGUAACAGUCAUCUCUACACGGUGCCUCUGAAGCUCAUCCAUGUAAUUUUUGGACAAAAGACCAUUAUAUCAGCACAAGUGACUUGUCUAUCAGGUCCUGUGACCUGCAAUGCCACGCACAUGACUCUCACCAUCCCAGAGUUUCCUGGGAAGUUAAAGUCCGUGAGCUUUGGAAACAGAGACAUUGCCAUGAGCCAGCUGCAUCGGAACGGCAUUGGUACAGAGGCAGCAGGUGGCCUGAGACUGCACUUCAGCAAAGCUCUUCUCAAAAUGAAGUUCUCGGAACGGUGCCUGCCCUAUCAGUUCUACUUGCCUUCACUCAAGCUGACUUUUUCCUUCCGACGGGAGAUAGUAUCCAUGGUGGUUUACCCCGAGUGUCUCUGUGAGUCCCCACAUCUCACGGCCACUCUCAUUACAGGCGAGCUGUGCACCCAGGACGGGUUCAUGGAUGUCCAAGUCCACGGCCACCACAUGAGCCCAGCUCUCAGCCUGGCCACCCUCAGAGUGGGGGACUCCUCCUGCCGGCCCCUCCUCGCAGCGGCGCCCCGGGGGCUGGCGCAGUUUCGCAUCCCCCUGAACGGAUGUGGGACAACACACCGGGUCCAGGACGGCGAGGUCAUCUAUGAGAAUGAGAUCCGCGCUCUCCCGGCCGGGCUUCCUCCACGCGCUGUGUCCAGAGACAGGGAGUUCAGAGUGACAGUGAGGUGCCACUACCGCGCAGGGGCCGUGCUGGCCAACACCAGCGUCCAGGGCCUGCCCGCUGCGGGGGGCUUGGCGCGGCCCGGCCCGCUGGCCUUUCUCCUACGGGCCUACCCAGACCAGUCCUACCUGCGCCCGUUCGCGGACGGGGACUACCCGGUGCCGCGACACCUGCGCCAGCCCAUCUACCUGGAGGUGAGCGUGGUCAACAGGACCGACCCCCACGUCAAGCUGGUCCUGGGCGACUGCUGGGCCACGCCCGCCGCCGACCCCGCCGCUCUGCCCCGCUGGACGGUGGUCAAGGACGGCUGUGCAUACAACCUGGACAAGCACAGAACCACCUUCCAUCCCGUUGGCUCCUCUGUGACCUACCCUGCCCACUACCGGAGGUUCGAUGUGAAGACCUUUGCCUUUGUGUCAGCUGCCCAAGUGCUCGCCAGCCUGGUCCACUUCCACUGCAGCGCCUUCCUCUGCGAUCAGCGCUCUCCCCACUCCGCUCUGUGUUCCAGGACUUGCCCUGCGUCACCGAGAAGCAGGCGAGCCACAGGGGCCACUGAAGAAGAGAAAACAAUAAGUCUGCCGGGACCCAUCCUCCUGUUGUCAGAUGACUCCUCGGGCAGAGACACAGUAGAUGCUGAAGGGCACGGAACUGCUGGAUAUGUUGCUUUCAAAACCAUGGUGGUUGUAGUUGUCUCCGCAGGUGUGGUAGCAGCUCCAGGCCUCGUCUUUUACCUGCGCAAGAAAAGAACCAGGAUGUUAAAUCAGUGA
This is a messenger RNA of Myotis lucifugus (little brown bat), 2079 nucleotides long. RefSeq names its product zona pellucida glycoprotein 2 (gene ZP2). Gene Ontology annotation, cellular component: egg coat. NCBI's taxonomy places the organism in Eukaryota, Metazoa, Chordata, Mammalia, Chiroptera, Vespertilionidae. The transcript has 17 exons. Gene Ontology annotation, biological process: prevention of polyspermy; binding of sperm to zona pellucida. The coding region runs from base 1 to 2079 and encodes 692 amino acids. The record is from RefSeq and is a predicted model, not a curated record. Gene Ontology annotation, molecular function: structural constituent of egg coat; acrosin binding.